AUGCCGGUGCGCUUUCCCUUCGCUGCCCUCGCCAUAUGUUCCGCACUUUCCCUCCUCCUCUUCUACCAUUCUGGCCCAGAUAUUGCUUACACGCUCUCCCCACAAGGAUGUCGUAUGUCAUGGAUGUCGCCUUCUUAUGUCCUCCAGUCCGCCUUUGAUGACAGCUGGUCUCCUUUCGCCUCCCGCUACUCUCUCUUUCUAUACCGCGAGGUCGGGUGGGAGUCGCCUGAGAUGAACCCGCCGGCAGCGCAGCUGCAUGGUUCCCCCGUGCUUUUCAUCCCCGGAAACGCAGGGUCGUCCCAUCAAGUCCGGUCCAUAGCCUCUUCUGCGACUCGCCAAUUCUUCUCCUCUCCGUAUCAUAUAUCCCCUGAAUUCGCUAAGAAUGGCCGUAAAGCCUUGGAUUUUUUUGCCCUCGAGUUCAACGAGGAUCUGUCGGCCUUCCAUGGUUCCACUCUUGAUGCAGAAAUCAGAUACGCUCGAUCCGCAAUUGACUACAUACUCUCCUUGUACGCGGCUGGUUCACAGCCUGCCACCAUAACCGUACUCGCACACUCAAUGGGCGGAGUCGUCGCGACCGCUCUACUUCCCCACUCUAAUAUCUCUGCGCUAAUCACCAUGUCCACACCGCACACCCUCCCGCCUGCACGCCUCGACCGACGGAUUGAGGCAAUCUACUUCUCGAAUCAAGAUGUGCUACUGUCUGAUUCGACGCCCAUCCUCUCGUUAUGCGGAGGUGCUACAGACCUCAUGGUACCCGCGGAGUCGUGUAUUUUGCAUGAACCGCUGUCGGAGACCGACGGGCAUGCGGAUAUAUCCCUUCCAUAUCGAAGGACAGUAUUCACAAGUGCAUUGGAAGGCGCAUGGACAGGCGUUGGACAUAGGGAGAUUGUAUGGUGCCAUCAGGUGCGAUGGCGUAUCGCAAGAGCCGCGCUGGAGCUCGCUACCGUAUCCUCCAGAGUUGAACGAGAAAACGUGCUUGACAAGUGGUUGCGCGAUGGACACAUGCUACCUCCGGCCUCGCCUUUCGAUACCGGUUUGGACUUGAAUACGCUACGUGAAGAUGAAAUCGAGUACCUAGAGACAUUGACGCCUCUUGUGCUUUCCGGACCCACGCACUCUCGCACCUAUCUCCUUCCCAUCCCGCACUCUGCGCUGAGGAUCAGUUUCACACUUUACCUCUCUCGUGGCUCAUUAGCGCCAAUCGCAUCUCACACACCGCUGCCCCUCCGAAUUUCUGUUUUCCAUUGCCAAGGUAGUGCAUGUACAACGUUGAAACCGACCACACUGAAGCUCGUGCCGGAGCCUAUCCCGAAUAAGCCAUUCCCUGCGCCUGAUGAGGGGGCCGAUGAGAGCGAAGGUGUGAUCGUCUUUGGUAGCGAAGUGUCAGGAGGGACGCAUAUAGCGAUACGAGUUGAGGGAGCAGAUGGGCGAGGAUGGGUUGUUGCUAACUACGACAAUCCGAACUACGUGGUCAGUGAUGUAGGACCAUUGGGUCUGAUAUUCUCCAAAGCGAAUGUCGUACUGCAGGAGGAUUCUCUGAGGACAGACAUGCAUUUUCCUCGCCUACUCUCAAAUGCAUUGCUGGUGUAUCGGGCUGUGCCCGUAUUUAAGGAUUCUUCCUCUUGUGCAGAUGCACUUCUUCCACCCUUACUGCAGCAUACCUCCCAUCCCUCCGAAACGCAUUAUUUCCGUCUCGUUGCUCAAGAACCCAGUCCUCGGCCAAUUCUCCUACACUCACACGCAUCCGGACCAUUCCUCUCCUCUGAUAUCAAGCAUCCCAUUUUCAGUACCGGAUGCAACCUGACGAUAUAUUCGUCUAAUGAGCAGAAGUGCGCUGUGAGUAGCAUAGAAAUCUCCAUUGAUUGGUGGGGAACGCUUGGGCGAUGGGGAUCCCGUUAUGCGCAGGCGGCGGUUACUUGGGGGGGAGGGGUGUGCGCAUUACUUAUAUGCUCUUUCUGGGGUGUAAGCCCGUAUAUUACAGCAGCAACCUCAGUCACGCAGUCCCUCCAUCACUUCAUCUCACAUACUUUUCCUCGGCUGCUCUUGGCUUCUGUCCUCGUCUCCUUGCUUCCAUUACCCGUCCCAUUCUGGGUGGGAAACGCAGGCGAGCCUAUCUUCGUGGCUGUGGCGCCUAUCCUGGGAAUAACCGCUGUGGGCUUGGUGGUAAUAAGCUGGAUCGUAUUGCGGAUCUCCGUGAGUGCGGCGGCAUGGUUUUUGAAAAAAGUGGGUAAUGUGAGAAGAGAAGAUCUGAGCCAUCGCAGCAGUGCCCUUAUCUCUAUGGGGUUUGUGUUCCUCCUGAUAUUCGUGAUCAUACCAUGGCAGGUAGCCUUCCUCGGGGCGUGGAUAUACCAUUUCUACACCUGCGCUGUGCAUUUCACAUCUGCGUCGCCGAUACAGGCAUCUUCCAACUCCAGUGAAACAAUCUCCCUCAUGCCCCGCCUUCACUCGUCGCCGUCGAGGUUGUCGAUUUCAUUGGAAAAUUCACAAUCACCUGAAACACAACUUCCUCCUUCGCCAUUGCCGCCGCAACGUGUAGCGUCGUUAUAUCCCUCUGCCGAUGGCUCUGCUGGGAACGAACAACUGCACUUGCUCCUGCUGAUGACCUGGCUCCUGCCGAUCGUUGCACCCGUACUUGCUGUCUGGGUCCGUACAGUAGGGAGCUCGGGAAUCCGCGCUAUAUGGGGAUCCGGGUCGGGUUGGGGCGCAGAUCGGAACGUGUUUGUUGUUGCGCCAUGGUUAAUCACGGUAGAAUGGGCAAGUGUCGGCGGUGAUUUUAUAACUGCAAGAACCGGCGCUGCACGCGUUUCCGCGAGACUUGGCAUGAUUUUGCUCGCAAUAGUAGCCUUCUUUGUGGGACCGCGUCAGGCAUUCAUCGUGUUGGAAGUGUCGAGCGCCGUCUUAACUUUGGUGCUCGUGCACAAUGUGGGUCCACGGUAUUGGGGAGGUCUGGGCUGGAACCUGUAG
Messenger RNA from Fibroporia radiculosa, 2964 nucleotides. RefSeq lists its product as uncharacterized. The transcript is spliced from 7 exons. Bases 1 to 2964 code for a protein of 987 amino acids. NCBI's taxonomy places the organism in Eukaryota, Fungi, Basidiomycota, Agaricomycetes, Polyporales, Fibroporiaceae. Gene Ontology annotation, biological process: GPI anchor metabolic process; endoplasmic reticulum to Golgi vesicle-mediated transport. Gene Ontology annotation, cellular component: endoplasmic reticulum. The record is from RefSeq and is a predicted model, not a curated record. Gene Ontology annotation, molecular function: phosphatidylinositol deacylase activity.